AUGGUUAUCCUCCAUAUAAAGCUCUGUCUGACGGCCAACCUUGAAACUGCUCUAAAACAUUUGAGGGAGCAAGAAAAGAAAAUCACUCUGUGGAUUGAUGCAUUGUGCAUUGACCAAAGCAACACCGUCGAGCGAUCAUCGCAGGUUGCCCAGAUGCGCGAGAUCUAUAGCAUGGCUAGCGAGGUGAUAAUAUUUCUCGGUAACGGGUUGGAUUACAGCAAGCAACAUUCCAAAUCAUGUGCAGAUUUUCGUCCGCUCAAGAGAUUUGAAGUUGGCACUGUGGAUGCUUCCGCCGCAAUCGACAUUUGGAAGACAUCGCCGCCGAAGACACCGAUUCGAGCCUAUGAGAUAUUUUCUUUUCUAACUGUUGUGGCCCAGUGCCCAAGCUGUUCAGAUUUGUUUAAAUUCCUGGCGGAUUUUCCUCAAGAUCAUUUAACACAACUUUCCGAGGCAUUGCGACGCACAUUACUUGUAUCCUGGUGGGAUCGGAUAUGGGUCGUUCAGGAAGCAGUCGUCGCUGAAAAGCUCACCGUGAGAUACGGUAACGGGGAAAUCUCAUGGGAAUUGCUGGUCAGAGUUGCAACUGUCUUACAUUCUUGGGAAUCUUCAUACGCAAACCAUCCUACUUCUAUUCCGGCCAGCGACUUGAGGGUUUUUAAUCUUUUCUCGCGUGUCUCUAAUUUAGAUCACUUCCGCCAGAAUUGGAAGAAGUCUCAAGGAGCUGAUCUCCUUUCGCUCAUGCAGUAUUUUGGACAUCGCAAAGCUUCUGAUGAUCGAGACAGAGUCUAUGCUCUUCUAGGGUUGUGCAACCAAGCAAUCGGUAUUCAGCCUGAUUACCGGUUAGAUGUGAUAGAAGUCUAUAUGGCGCCAAUAAUUGAGACAAUAAGGAAAACCAAGUCUCUUUCCGUUCUUUACGGAGAUCAUAGUCGCAAAACGAGACGAGACAUACCAUCUUGGGUUCCAGAUUGGAGUACAGAGCUUGAUGAGAAUCAGCGCCAACGAGCCGUUCUUUCUUCUCUUUUCGAUGCCAGUAAGGGAGUGACGCCAAUACUCAUUACGGACACGAGCGAACCCCCCAAGCAUGGAUUUUUUAGCGAAAUCCCCAAGCAUGAAUUUAUUAAACGGGAGGUGGCUUUACUGCUUGACUCGCUAAAAGCCGAAGUCCGCACGCGGUAUCUUCUUCGCGAGGAACUUGCACAGAAGCUACGAUGCUUGAAUACCAGAUCGACUUCACCCGCUAUAGAAGAGAUUAAGCACCUCUGCGAAGCAUUGGCAGAGCACUGCCAUAAAGACGGUAAUAAAGAUCUGCCAAAGUACGGCCUUAUUCAUCAUUCUGGACGCUCUCUAGCAGUUCACGGCAUCAAGAUUGCAACAGUAUCCCAAAUCGCAGAGCCACUGUAUUCAUCAUCCGAUCGAAAUACAAUCAUGGAGGUGCUUCAAAGAUGGUGGAUGGUGGCUAUGAGUAGGCAUACUCAUGAAAACUUUCAAGAAAACUUUCAAGAAAACUUUCAAGAAAACCUUCUGAAAACCAUCUUGUCCGAUGCGGCAUAUGCUAGAGGUGUGGGGUUGAAACGACUCGACACACAUGAUGCAAAGGCCCUCUUGUGGUGGCUUGGCCAAACAAUCUCCCAAAAUUCCCGAGAUGAAGAUGAAGAUCUGUGCCGAAUACGUAUCGAUGUUGAAUCUAGAGGCCGUGAGACUCUCAGCAACUAA
Trichoderma aggressivum f. europaeum is the source of this 1713-nucleotide messenger RNA. RefSeq lists its product as uncharacterized. Bases 1 to 1713 code for a protein of 570 amino acids. NCBI's taxonomy places the organism in Eukaryota, Fungi, Ascomycota, Sordariomycetes, Hypocreales, Hypocreaceae. The record is from RefSeq and is a predicted model, not a curated record. The transcript is spliced from 4 exons.